AUGUCAAAAAGAAGUAAUCUCUCCAUUUCUGAGAAGCAAAAAAUUUGUGAAUACAAACAGAGCUGUCCAAAUACCUCACAGCAAAGCAUUUCAAGUCAUUUUUCUAUAAUGUGGAAAAAACCCAUCAGCCGACGAUGUAUUGGAGACAUCUUAUGCCAUAAAGAAAGAUGGUUUAAUGUUGAUGAUGCACGAAUGGAUGCAAUACGAAUGAAAUCUGCUAAACAUGAGAAGUUGGAAGAUGCUUUAUACACUUGGAUUAUGCAGAUGACUGCCAAAAAUGCUACAAUAACAGGGGAUACAAUCAGAGAACAUGCUAAAAUUUUUGGGCAGCAAAUGAAUAUUACUGAUUUUGAACAUAGCAACGGUUGGCUGAAUAGAUUUAAAAAACGUCGUGGUCUUUCUCAACACAUAAGAUCUGGUGAAACUGCCAACGUUGAUCCAACUAUUGCGACAAAGGGCAGGGAAAAAUUACGAGCCAUAAUUUCCCAAUAUGCUGUUGCUGAUGUCUACAACAUGGAUGAGAGUGGACUUUUUUAUCGUUUGCAACCAGAUAAAAUAUUAUCAAAUGGAGCCGUUAAAGGAUGUAAAAAAGCAAAAGACCGGGUAUCACUUGUAUUUUGCACAAAUGUAGAUGGUUCGGAUAAGAGAACUGUAUCGGUUAUAGGUAAAGCAGCAAAGCCUAGAUGCUUUAAAAAUUUCAAUCCCGCUUUGUACGUCGAUUACGAUAGUCAUCCGAAAAGCAUGGAUGACUGCCAUUUUAUUUCAAAAAUGGUUGAAAUCGUUUAA
Uloborus diversus is the source of this 786-nucleotide messenger RNA. RefSeq lists its product as uncharacterized. The coding region runs from base 1 to 786 and encodes 261 amino acids. Gene Ontology annotation, molecular function: DNA binding. The record is from RefSeq and is a predicted model, not a curated record. Gene Ontology annotation, cellular component: nucleus. NCBI's taxonomy places the organism in Eukaryota, Metazoa, Arthropoda, Arachnida, Araneae, Uloboridae. The transcript has a single exon.